Molecule: messenger RNA, 2106 nt
Organism: Ostreobium quekettii
Lineage: Eukaryota; Viridiplantae; Chlorophyta; Ulvophyceae; Bryopsidales; Ostreobiaceae
Source: the annotation of a GenBank genome assembly
AUGAGCGCGGAAGCGGACGACGCCACCAACGCGCUGAUCGCCAAACUGCUGUCUGAGGACAACCCCUACGGGGGCGGGGCCGACGCCUACGGCGGCGGCGAGGAGGAUGACGACCCCGUGGAUUCGGACUACGGGUCGCCGGUGGCCAAGAAGGCGCGGCGGUCGGAAAAGCAGACGGGCUCGGCGCGCGGCGGCAAGAAGCGCGGGCCCCGGAGGGCAUCCAAGGCUUCAGCCACUCCCGAGGGGACUCCGAUUCUGGACAAGGGAAAGGAGAACGACGAAAUGGAGAAGUCUCUCACAGGCCGACGCAAGCGCAAAGACACUGGGCAGCAGCGUGCACGAGGCCGCCCGUGGGACAACGACGAGGAGAGGAAGUUCCUGGAGGGACUGCAGCUGUAUGGCCGCGACUGGAAGAAAGGAGCUGAGCACAUCGGCUCCCGCGAUUCCAGGGCUCUGGCCAGCCACGCGCAGAAGCACUUCAUCAAGCUUUGCAUGCAGGGGAAGCCACUGCCAGCCCGUGUGGCCGAAGGUGGCCUGGGCUACACGCUGUCUGGGAAGCCGCUGGACCCGACUUCCUCGUCGGCAAAAGCCUACGGGUUCAAGCCAGAGCUGCUGAAAAAGCUCAACAAAGAUGAGUAUGCGGUUGCUGUGAGUGGUGUCUUAUUGGAGAAGCUGGAGGAGUGCAAUCUGCCCCUUCCCGCUGACUUCACAGCAAAUCAAAAACAUGGAGGCCAAAAGGACACUGCUGUUCCGAUGGAGACAGACGUGGCAGGGGAACAAAGUCAACGAACCAAGGGUGCCGAAGCUGCAGUGGCAGGUGACAAGUCUGCUGUGAUGGCUGAGAUGAAUGUGGAAGAAAAGGCAGACGUUGCGGUGGUAGAGUGUGAGGAUCGGGUGUUGAGCACUAAACCGUUGGAGCCAGCACAACCUACACCUGCUGUCCCUGCGAAGGUAGUGGCCACUGCCCAGACAUCAGUGCCAGCAGAUAGGUCUGCACCCGUUGGGCCCUCCAACGAGGAAAAGGAUGACAGUGCCAGCAUCAAAUCUCAGUGUGCCGCCCCGCCGUCAAACAAAGAACAGGAUGGCAAUGCGAGCGCCAAAAAUGGACCUGCUGCUGUACCCUCAAACGAGGAAAAGAACAAUAACACAGGCCUCAAAAAUCGACCGAAACGCUCCUGCACCACAAAGCGUCUUCACAUGGGGACGACGACCGAGAGCCUGGACCUUGUCGACUGCUUCAAUUUUGUUGGACCACCUGGUUCGUGCCUCUGCAACGCCCAGCCGUUUGCUGUUGAGAUGUCGCUACAGGCCAUCCUCAUGAUGGACUGCCAUGCCCAUUUGAGCGAGUGCGAAGUCAUCGGCCUGUUGGGAGGCAAGUGGCUGCCUGAUGAAAAGCGACUGGUGGUUCAAGAGGCGAUCCCCUGUACCAGGGUGGCCGGAAGCGAGGGCCACACGUCAGUGGAGCUGGACCCUGAGGCAGAAGUUCAAGCAAGGUCCAAGAUGGCUGCAAAGGGACUUAGCGGAGUGGGAUGGUACCACUCUCACCCGAUGUUUGCUCCAAUGCCAUCUAAAAAGGACAUGGAGAAUCAGCGUAAUUACCAGGCGCUCUUUUGUGACGACACAACGAACGUUGCACCGUUUAUUGGCAUGAUUGUUGGACCAUAUGACGUCCAGCUGUUGAGCCCAAGAUCGGUGGUCACAACGUUUGUUGUGCAGAAGAAGGAUUCUCGACUCCAACCCUUCAGAGUGGAGUACACAAUGGGGGACACAGAGGAAAUUCCUGGCAAACAGUUUCUUGAUCAAGUCAGGCAGCUGUUUGAACAAUGCAGGGUCGACCCCUACCGAAUCAAAACAGAUCAGGUAUGGCGGCCUUUCGCCUGGAUAAGGGAUGGCACGCCCAUCGGUGGCCCACUCACGCGGUUGAAGAAGCUGUGCGCAUCGCUGGAGGCGUGGCUGCCUGAGGGCAAGCCCUCUGAGGUGGACAGGUUCGUGGCCUCUGUGGCAAAGAGCCUAGAGGAAUCGUGGGGGCUGCAAUCUGCGGAGGGCCCUGUUGGCAAUGCGGUCAAAACGCCUGAAGACCCCAAGGUGCCCUCAUUGGAGAGUUAA